This is a messenger RNA of Aquila chrysaetos chrysaetos, 1230 nucleotides long. RefSeq names its product C-type lectin domain containing 19A (gene CLEC19A). The transcript is spliced from 5 exons. The record is from RefSeq and is a predicted model, not a curated record. Lineage: Eukaryota; Metazoa; Chordata; Aves; Accipitriformes; Accipitridae. Gene Ontology annotation, molecular function: signaling receptor activity. Bases 210 to 773 code for a protein of 187 amino acids.
AACGAGCGCGCCCGGGCUCAGCCGGCGGGUGGGGAGGCGUGCGUCGCUGGGAGAGCCGCUGCUUUUGGGGGAGGGAGCAGCUCAGCGCCUAUAUCCACCUCCCCGCCAGCAGCCUCCCUGGCACAGCCGGCGGGUCCCGGACCGAGCGGCGACCCCUGCAAGCGGCUGCCCGCGGAGCUGGGGGAGCACCCCGUCCUCCCUCCCUGGCCAUGGGCACCGGGCGGGACGUGUGCGCGCUCCUCUCCGCGGCGUUGCUCGCCGCCCAGGCUUUCCCCCAGACAAACAUAAAGAUCAGCCAAGCCAUGCCGGAGCCCGUCCAUGCCUACUCCUGCCCGCUCUUCUGGACCGAGUACGAAGGCCAUUGCUACCGGUACUUCCCCAUCAACAAAACCUGGGCUGAAGCUGACCUCUAUUGUGCCGAGUUCUCCAUUGGCAUCAGAUCAGCCAAGCUGGCCUCCAUCCACAGCUGGGAAGAAAAUGUCUUCGUGUACGACCUGGUGAACAGCCGCGUGCCGGGCAUCCCCACCGACAUCUGGACGGGGCUCAAUGACCUGCGGCAGGAGGGUCACUUUGAGUGGACGGACGGCUCCUCCUACGACUACCACUACUGGGACGGCAGUCAGCCCGAUGACGGGAUCCACUCCAUCCCGGAGGAGGAGGACUGCGUGCAGAUCUGGUACAGGCACAGCAGCGCGCUGCGCUCCUGGAACGACAACGCCUGCGGCAGAGCCUUCCCCUUCGUCUGCAAGAUCCCCUCGCUGGCCCUGGACUGAGGCUGCUGGCGCUGCCCGCGCCCCCCUCAUUUUGGGUCACCUCUCCAGCCAUGCCGGGGAAGAGCGGCCAGGACACGGCACGGGUGGCGAGAGCCGCGGAGCUGCUCGACAUCCCCAGCCAGACCCCGGCUGCGAAAUCCCCCCUGGGAGUGCUGGGGGGACGAACCUGGCGCUCACCCUCCCCACGGGCAAACGGCGGUGGGAGCUGUGUUAAACAGCGAAGGAGCCCCCCAAGUCUGAGCCUGGCUUUGGGUUUCGGAUCAACUAUCGCAGCGUAUUAGAGGAAAGCCAUGAUUUUAUCAAUACACCAAACUGUUAGCACCAAAAAAUAGCCGUGCGUAGGAAAUGAUUUUGCCCGUUGAUCCAUGAAGAGUGGAGGAAAAGUGUUAUUUUUCCGUUAAGUUAUGCAAAAUGCCUCUUGCGCGCGUUAUUUUUCUCUCUGCUAAAAUAAACAGCA